AUGCCGGCUCCCUUCGCCCCUGACUAUGCCUCCUACAACUGGACCGGCUCCCCGUCCAACUUCACCCUCUCCACAAAUGCUGCUUUGGGUGGUGACUCGCGAGUUGAGAAUGUCAACAAAUGGUUCCAGCCAGGCGACCAGGCCUACAUUCUGGUAGCCUCUGCCAUGGCAAUGGUCAUGGUCCCCGGCCUUGGUUUCCUAUACUCCGGCCUUGCCCGCAGAAAGUCGGCUCUUAGCAUGAUAUGGGCCUGCAUGGCCUCCAUGUCCGUCAUCAGCUUUCAGUGGUACUUCUGGGGCUACUCCCUUGCCUUCUCCCCCACUGCCACAAACGGGUUCAUUGGCAAUUUGCACAACUUCGGCCUCAUGACUACCCUGGCUACUCCCAGUCCGGGCUCUCCCCUUCUCUCCGACCUCCUCUAUUCUUUCUACCAGCUCCAAUUUUGCGCUGUCACAGCUGCUAUAGUCAUGGGUGCCGUGGCCGAACGAGGACGCCUGCUGCCUGCUCUGGUCUUCAUUUUCUUCUGGGCUACCCUCGUCUACUGCCCCAUCACCUACUGGGUCUGGAACCCCAGCGGCUGGGCCUUCAAGUACGGCGUCAUGGACUAUGCUGGCGGUGGGCCUGUUGAAAUUGUCUCCGGUCUAUCUGCCCUGGCUUACUCCCUCGUCCUCGGCCGUCGCCACGAACGCAUGAUGAUCAACUUCCGGCCUCACAACGUCUCCCUGAUAUUGCUCGGCACCGUCUUCCUUUGGUUCGGAUGGCUGGGCUUCAACGGUGGCUCUGCAUUCGGCGCAAACCUCCGCGCCGUCAUGGCCUGCUGGAACUCCAACCUGACCGCUAGCUUUGCCGCCAUGACCUGGGUGCUUCUUGACUGGCGUCUGUCAAAGAAAUGGUCAAUGGUCGGAUGGUGUUCGGGUACCAUCUCUGGCCUUGUUGCUGCCACCCCGGCAUCAGGCUUCAUCCCGCCGUGGGCCAGCGUCAUUCUCGGAGUCGUCACCGGCUUUGUUUCCAACUACAGCACUAAACUGAAAUACUGGAUGGGUAUCGACGAUUCCAUGGACGUAUUCGCCGAACACGGAGUUGCCGGUAUCGUUGGACUAUUAUUCAACGCCUUCUUCGGAAGCGAUGCCAUCGUAGGCCUCGACGGAGUCAACGUCGGUGCCAAAAAUCCAGUCACCGGAACCCCAGUGGGCGGCUGGAUCAUCCACAACUACCGCCAACUAUACAUCCAACUAGCCUACAUAGUCGCCACGGCAGCCUACUCCUUCGUCGUAUCCGCCAUCAUCGCCUACGCCAUCAACAUAAUCCCCGGCCUCAAACUACGCGCAUCUGAACAAGCAGAGCUCCUCGGCAUGGACGACGACCAGCUCGGUGAAUUCGCGUAUGAUUAUGUCGAAGUACGCCGUGACUACCUUGCAUGGACGCCUCAGAAAAACGACCAGGAACAGGACGCGAGCGUUUCCCCAGCCAAUCUCUAUGGCUGUGGUGAACAUAGUGGAAUGUUCUCAAACUCUGCACAAGAAACAAAGAGCCAGCCUGUUUCCUCUCCUUCUCCGUCAAAGUCUUCUUCUCAGACCAACCUUCGAGACGUCACUGCAACGCCUUCGGUUGUAGGUGCGCCAGACCACCCUCCUGCCGAACAUAGCGAGCAUGUUGAGGCUGUCGAAGUCGAGUUGAGUGAAAAGCCUCGGUAG
Nannizzia gypsea CBS 118893 is the source of this 1692-nucleotide messenger RNA. Its product is annotated as ammonium transporter MEP1. NCBI's taxonomy places the organism in Eukaryota, Fungi, Ascomycota, Eurotiomycetes, Onygenales, Arthrodermataceae. The record is from RefSeq and is a predicted model, not a curated record. Gene Ontology annotation, cellular component: plasma membrane. Gene Ontology annotation, biological process: ammonium transmembrane transport. The transcript is spliced from 4 exons. Gene Ontology annotation, molecular function: ammonium channel activity. Bases 1 to 1692 code for a protein of 563 amino acids.